UGGAGCCAAAUGAAAGUUCCCUGUUGCUUCCUCUGUUUUUAAGUAACCUAUUGCGUAAAACAAGUCUCAGCGGAGAUUAUCCGCGUUAGUUGAAAGCAGUUCCACAAGUGUAAACGUUUCAACUGAUUUCCCGCAGCCGAGCUUGAAAGGACCUUUUUUUUAAAAUCGAGAAAAGAGAUGAUAGGUUCGUUCCUCCAAUCCCUGCAAGAUCCUCGCCUCGUGGCCAGUUUCCAGAGGCGCUGUGGUUUAUUUCUUCAGGUUGAAGACGGAGCCUCAGUCAGCUCUAGCAGCUCCUGUGGCAACCGGGCUGCGAGCCAGGGGCUCGUGGAGAAUGAACGAGUCACCCGGACAAGUGCUUGCACUAAUGGAUACGGGAGGGACAGGGCUGGAGAGUCACUACAGCACCUCCAGGGACGCGAGGGGAAGGAACGUCCUGAAGUAAAUGGAUCCGUACUAAAGGAAAAGCCAGCAUAUGUCGUGAAGAACUUUAUCUUUUACUAUUUGUUCCGAUUUGCUGCUGCACUGGGCCAGGAGAUCUUUUACAUCACAUUCCUCCCAUUCACAUACUGGAAUUUUGACCCAUAUGUUACCAGGAGACUGGUUGGUAUGUGGGCAAUCGUUAUGUAUUUGGGACAGGCCUCCAAAGAUAUCAUCAAAUGGCCACGUCCAUCAUCCCCACCCGUUAUAAAGUUGGAAACCAGAGUUGAUGCAGAGUAUGGUAUGCCAUCAACCCAUGCUAUGGCAGCCACUGCUAUUUCCUUUACAUUCCUAAUUGCUACCAUGUACAGAUACAAGUAUUCAUUUGUAUUAGGACUAAUGGCUUCUACAGCACUCUCGACCCUGGUCUCACUGAGCAGGCUCUACACAGGAAUGCACACUGUGCUGGAUGUGAUCUGUGGAAUCCUUCUUACUGCAGUACUUAUGGGCCUGACAUACCCUUUCUGGAACAUUCUCGAUAAUCUACAGUUAACCAGUCCCCUAACUCCAGUCAUUGCAGUAGUUAUGCCCUUUCUCAUGAGUUAUAACUAUCCAGAAUUAGAUCAUUACAGCCCAACCAGGGGAGACACCACCAUAAUCCUAGCUGUGGCAUCAGGGUGCACCAUUGGCUUUUGGAUGAACUACCAAUAUGGUCAAACAUAUGAGCCCACAGGAUCUCUCCCAUUUGAAAUACCUUCUAUAACACUCGAGGUUGCGUUGAUAUCCAGUGCACGCUUUCUCAUUGGAAUUGUUGUUCUCGUUGCCACUCGCUUAAUUGUCAAAACUCUUUCCCUCAAAGUACUAUAUGCUUGGUUUGAUGUUACGGAAUAUAAUCUGGAAGCCAGGAAGAGACUAGAGAUUGAAGUGCCCUAUAAAUUUGCAACAUAUUCAUCCAUUGGUUUCAUUGCAACAGUAAUCGUACCAUUGCUGUAUCAAUUACUCAAACUAUUGUGAUGAUAAAUGGCAUUGAACGACUUCUCUACAAAUUUUGAGUAUGAGACGCAUUCCAUGUGUUGAUGAAGACCCACUGUAAAGGAAUCUCCUGUAGAUGCUAUAAGGACUCAACCUUUUAAAUAUUUUUAAGGAUGCAAAUCCUUUUUAAAAAUUUAGUUGCAACAAGUUUCCAGACAGCCUAGUCCAGAAUACGUGUGUAAUAUGAUGUACUAGUCCACAAGAGACCAGCAAUUCCACCACCGCUUGCUUUUCUUUUCCUCUCUACGGAUGCGUUUGAGAUGAGGGGCUAUAAAUAUGAACCCACAUUCUAUCAUUCCUUACUGUCAUGUGCUGCUGCUGUAACGUGCCUCAAAUAUAGCUUUUCAUUGGAGAUUUUAAAAAAAACUUUGAAAGUACUUCAUGUCAAUUUGUAAUUGGAAAUCAGUGCAAUUUACAGCAGUAGCAGCAUUUCAAAUACUUCAUUGGGUGGAACAAUGCCUAGGGAAGUACUUAUGUUUUGAAAGGUGCAAAUGUUUCUUUUGAGGCCUACUAAUCACAUGUUUAAAAAAAAGUUGUUAAAUUUUCCUAUAUAAAUAUGUAGGUUCUUUCAAUCAGAUCAUUGAUCCAAAUUUGACAAGUUUGUUUCCAUUAGAAUGUAAAAUGUUUGUUUAUCUGAUUAUGCAGCAUUGCUAAUGAAGUUCUUUCGGAAUACAAACUUUUCCGUAACAUGAAUGCAGUUGGAGUAAGACAGUCUUUUCCAAUAAUGAAAUCUUACUAAAUUACAUUCCACAAAUGAUUCACUUUAGAUUGAAUACUGUAUUUUGACUGGAUAAUUGCUACAAAAACAACUGCGUACAUUUAUAUAGCACCUUCAACUGAAAAAUAUCCAAUGCUGUUUUAUCAUUAUCACAGAUUUUUAAAAAAGACAUUAUUGAAAAGAGAAUGGAGAGUUGGGCAUUUAGUCACGAUUUUAUGUGUAAUCAGGUGUAACUAUGCAAAGUUGAAGUAACUAAAUUAUUAAUACUUUACGUUAGUAAAGACACUCAAAAUAAGUCUCUCAAAUAGAUGUCUCCAUUUAUAAUGGAAAUAUUGUAAAAAUAAUUUACUAGUGUUGGCCUCAAAGAAUCUUAAAAUGUGUUGUACUGAAGGCAUGAGGUUAUUCCAAAACUUCAGUGUAAUACCACCUUGAUUAUUUUCAAAAGCAUUUUUGCUCUAUACUGUGGCGGUGGGGGGGGGGGGUGAAUUAGAUUUCACUUAAUUUGCGUACAAUUUUUGAAUUGUAUUUGGAUAAUGAUAAAAUUUGUACCUUCCAAUAUAUUAAUGGAAUAUGUUGAAGAUGAUUCAUCUAUAUGUAGAAAAAAUAUUGCACAUUAAAAAGUAUUUCUUGUUUAUAAUUUAAAUUGCAUAGAACUCCCAUGCAGUUCACUGCAAGACUGAAUCUGAUUGUACCUUUUCAUAAGAUAAUUGUAUUGACAUUGUGUUAUAUUGUUAAGUCCUCCUCAUUACAUUGAUCCAGCGGAAGUGGUUAAUGUUUCCAGAAAAAUUGAAUAAAUUAAGAAAAUAAAAUGUGUGAAGAUUAAAGUCACAAUUCUGC
Molecule: messenger RNA, 3004 nt
Organism: Mobula hypostoma (lesser devil ray)
Lineage: Eukaryota; Metazoa; Chordata; Chondrichthyes; Myliobatiformes; Myliobatidae
Gene: sgpp2
Product: sphingosine-1-phosphate phosphatase 2
Exons: 5
Coding region: 178-1431 (417 amino acids)
Biological process (GO): sphingosine metabolic process
Cellular component (GO): endoplasmic reticulum membrane
Molecular function (GO): sphingosine-1-phosphate phosphatase activity
Source: RefSeq, a predicted model, not a curated record